This is a messenger RNA of Vespula vulgaris, 2398 nucleotides long. It is a transcript of the gene U4-U6-60K, whose product is annotated as U4/U6 small nuclear ribonucleoprotein Prp4. Gene Ontology annotation, biological process: mRNA splicing, via spliceosome. The transcript has 4 exons. Bases 619 to 2259 code for a protein of 546 amino acids. Lineage: Eukaryota; Metazoa; Arthropoda; Insecta; Hymenoptera; Vespidae. Gene Ontology annotation, cellular component: U4/U6 x U5 tri-snRNP complex. The record is from RefSeq and is a predicted model, not a curated record. Gene Ontology annotation, molecular function: U4 snRNA binding; U6 snRNA binding; protein binding.
UCCGCUCGCUCGCGUCCAAGUCGUUCUCCUUCUUUAACGUUUAACGAAUUAUCUUCGUUCGACAGGAGCAACGACUUCCUACUUGCCGCGAGACCCAGCCAAUCGGACGGACGUUUCCCUUCUAUCUCGUCUCGUGUACGGUACGACCGUACACGUUCUAUGUAAUACGCGUAAAUACGUCAGCGUUUUCAACGAAAUCGUUACCAUUUUCGAUCAUGAGAACGUUCGAUCGUCGAUGGAUUCCGCGAAUCUCGGUCCUUUCGUUGCCAGUAUGGCGAUUAUUGGAGGAGACCACGGAGCCGAACAAACGAGCUCUUUCGCCUUUCGAGACGACGAGAAAUGGCGUACGAGACGUUCAUAGAAAUCGUCACUAUCGCUCUCUCAUUGGCCAGUCGUCGUUUCGUUGCGCUACACUGUGCGCGCGCGCGCGGUCUAUUCAGUCGACGGCUUGCACGUUUGUUUACGUUCGCAAUGACACGGAUAUAGGUAUCUUUCGCGAUAACUAUCGCAAGGACGAAAGCACGCCUCGUCUCGAGGAUAUCUUCGCAGAUGCAAGAGGAUCAAUUGCCAGCGUAAAUUAAAGUCAGAAGCGUAAUAUAGAAGAUCGAGCUCUCUGCGAUGUCGGACGACGAAGAUUUGGUGUACGUGAAGAAACAAAAGAUCGUACAUUAUGGAUCUCUCGAGGAAGCAGAACGUACGCGUCUUGCCGCAGCGGCGGACUGUUCGGAGGAAGAAAAGGAAGCUGCUAAUUCCAAUGACGCGCUCAACGUAUCCUCCUUGGUCGGUAACAUACACAUUUCCAACGAAUACAUGGAAUUGGAAGAUGAAAUGUCUAAAGACAGGCAAGCCUUGUUGGAAGAGUUCGAGCGUAGAAAGAAAGCCAGACAGAUCAACGUGUCCACGGACGAUUCAGAGGUAAAAAAGAAUUUGAGACAGUUGGGCGAGCCUAUAUGUUUGUUCGGCGAAGGUCCGGCCGACAGACGAACCAGAUUAAGAGAGUUACUGGCCAGUCUUGGGGAAGACGCGAUAAAGAAGAAACACGAGGAGGAGGAAAAGCCCGCUCACGCGGUCGAAAGAGACACGGAGUCUACCUGGUAUCACGAAGGACCGGAAUCUCUUCAAAUAGCUCGUUAUUGGAUAGCAACGUUUUCCUUAGCCAGGGCAAAAAUUAGGUUAGAAAAAGCGAGACAGGAUUUCGAAUUGCCAGGUGCUACGCGUACGGCGCGUAGACAAGAACUUUUGAAGAAGCUACAAGCUUUAUCUAUAUAUUGUUCGCAAAUCGGUGACACGAGACCGAUAUCGUUCUGUCAGUUUAGUCCAAAUUCAAAAAUUCUUGCCACAGCCUCGUGGUCUGGCUUAUGCAAAUUAUGGUCCGUACCGGACUGUACUCUCUUACGAACGCUUCAGGGACACACCUGCAACGUUAGCUGCAUCGUUUUUCAUCCAAAUGUUUCGCUUUCCGAGGACGUCCUAGGGGAUGGCGCAGGACAGACGUGCGUAUUGGCGUCUUGCGCUUCGGACGGUACGUUCGACUCGAAUGGAGGGUUUGCUAUCUACGAGCGUUUCACGAGUCGUCGUUCUACAGGUACGGUUAAAUUAUGGUCUGGCGGUAAAGGCGAAGAACCCUUGGCAGAAGUCGAAGGGCACGAACCUCAUAGAGUUUCGAGGAUAGCCUUCCAUCCGUCCGGGAGAUUUCUCGGGACUUGUUGUUACGAUGCCUCCUGGCGUUUAUGGGACUUGGAACAACAGGCAGAGGUUUUGCAUCAGGAGGGUCAUGCCAGAGCCGUACACUGCAUGAGCUUUCAGUGGGACGGCAGCGUAAAUGCUACCGGGGGUCAUGAUUCUUUCGGUAGAGUUUGGGAUUUACGAACGGGUAGAUGCAUUAUGUUCAUGGAAGGUCAUUUAAAAUCUAUCUUUGGGAUCGAUUUUUCACCGAAUGGUUAUCACAUAGCAACGGCGAGCGAGGAUAACACUUGCAAGAUCUGGGAUCUGCGGAAAAGAUCUUGCAUAUACACGAUACCUGCUCAUACUAAUUUGUUAUCCGACGUGAAAUAUCAGAGAGGAGAAGGACAGUAUUUGGUUACAUCCUCGUACGAUAACACGGCCAAGAUUUGGUCGAACAAGACCUGGCAACCGUUAAAGACCUUGCCAGGGCACGACGGUAAGGUGAUGUGCGUCGACGUAUCUCCCGAUCACAAAUUCAUAGCGACUAGCUCGUACGACAGAACAUUUAAGUUAUGGGCACCCGAGAAUAUCUGAGAUAUCUGAGAUAGAGAGUACGCUUACUGGACGAGGGAAACGAACAAUAAAAAAGCAACCAAAAGAAGGAAAGCAAAAGAAAUCAUUAUUUGUAUUGUGUCGAUAUAUGUAAGUAAUAAAAACGUCUUUACGCGCGUAA